Molecule: messenger RNA, 915 nt
Organism: Aspergillus puulaauensis
Lineage: Eukaryota; Fungi; Ascomycota; Eurotiomycetes; Eurotiales; Aspergillaceae
Product: SDR family NAD(P)-dependent oxidoreductase
Exons: 2
Coding region: 1-915 (304 amino acids)
Source: RefSeq, a predicted model, not a curated record
AUGUCUCACCUCGAAGCCGCAAAUCUGUAUAAUGUCAAGGGCCUGGUAACCGUCAUAACCGGCGGCGGAAGCGGUCUCGGCCGUACAAUGGCGCUGACCCUCGCGACAAAUGGCGCUUCCAAGGUGUUCAUCGUCGGCCGACGCGAAGAUAGUCUACGGGAAACCGUUUCCCUCGGCCCAGCCAACGCGAAAGACAUCAUAAUUCCGGUCCCCGGCGAUGUUUCCUCGCAAGAAUCUCUCCAGUCUGUAUACGAGACAAUCGCGGCCCAAGUAGGGCAUGUUGACCUCCUAGUCGUCAAUUCUGGCAUUCUCGGUCCUCCCGCAAGGGUCAACCCCAACGCCGACGGGUCAAAUCCCUCCAUCUCCGAACUGAAAGACUAUCUAUGGAGUAUACCGAUGGCGGAAUUUACGAGGGUGUUUGAAGUGAACACAACAGGGGCAUACUAUACGGCCAUCGCGUUCCUGCCGCUGUUGGAUGCUGCCAAUAAGCGUCGUCCGGCGCCGGAGAAAAACAGGAUCUCUGCGCCAUUGUCCCAGAUUGUCAUGACAUCGAGUAUUGCGGGCUAUUCGAGACGCGUUCCAUUUGACUUGGCGUACAACCUUUCCAAGGGGGCUGUGAAUCACCUGGUGAAGAUUCUCUCGACAACGUUAACGGAAUACAAUAUCCGGGUUAAUGGGAUUGCGCCGGGGUUGUACUACUCUGAAAUGUCAGCAGGCGACAACUUCAAUGGUGAUGACAAGGGGGUGUCGGACGGGUCAUUCCCAACAACUAAGAUUCCGAUGACGAGAGCUGGUGGAGAGGAAGAUAUUGCUGGCUUGAUACUUUGGAUGGCUGGGGCUUCGGGAGGCUAUCUUAAUGGGAAUAUUACGGUGACUGAUGGGGGACGGUUGAGCAUUUUGCAAUCUUCUUAUUAG